This is a messenger RNA of Chrysemys picta bellii (western painted turtle), 7675 nucleotides long. Lineage: Eukaryota; Metazoa; Chordata; Testudines; Emydidae. The record is from RefSeq and is a predicted model, not a curated record.
AACUCUCUUGGCUACCAUAGGCACUGUGAGUGGAUCAUUUUAAGGCUAGCAUUCCCCCCCCCCCAUUGCACUGUCCCUCUUCUCUUCAGAUUUUGAACUUUUUGUCUUGAACCAAAGUGGAGAAGGAUAAAAUGCAAAUAUGAAGCGCUUUGAAGUGAAGGCAAAGACACCUGUUCUUCUUUCUCAAACAAACCAGGCCAGUUACUCUGCCACAAAAGGUGUAAAUGACUUCACGUGCAACAGAAGACAAAGAACACUCUAUUUUCACGGGAGCAGGAAAAACCUUACAUUGACCAGCUGUCCAUCAUGGCAGCCCUGCCUAUCUUCCCAGGAAAAUGUUUUCAAGAAAUGUAUGUUAAAAAACUCUGCUGUGUGUAAGGUGGUCCCUUACUACACAACCUUUGUGAGUGGUGCAACUUUGUGGGAUAGAGGCAUUUACCAUCCUGCUCACAAUCGUCACCAUGAGAGACCUUCAUUACUAUGCCCCAGGUUUACAGCUCAUAUGAAAAUUUCACCUGGAAUCCUUGAGUCUCCCCAGAUGCUCAGCACCAAGUUCCGGGGCUUUCCAGUCAAACAGAUGAGUCAAAACAAGAAAAAUUUCCCAACUCAGAGAAACACCUGGAGAGAGUCAGUCUGUUUUAGAAGAGGACAGAAACAGGUUGUGCAAACAAAUAUACCCAUUCACCGUGAAUAUAAAGUUCCAAAAUUACCUCCACCAAGUUUGGCUUCCAGUGAGGAAGAUCUGGCUGAGGCAGUUGUCCACACACCUACUCCAUCAGUUAGAAACCAGGAGACCCCUUUAGCACAGACUAUUGCACCAGAAGAAAAGAAAAAAGAACCUGAAGAACCUGAGCUCUUAUGGACUAACACAGAAAUUGACAAAGACACAGAGUUAGAUGAGUUAGACAAGCUUCAGAACAGUGUUUCUCCAUUACUUUCUGAAACAGAACACACUCCCUCAGAUUUCAGUAGGCCGACUUCAAGUAUAAAGAGCAACCAGACACUGUUCAGCUUUGAGAGAGAAACUGACUGGUCAGAUUUUUCUAGAAAACUCUCCAGUGCAACCAGCACACCUCUUUCUCAGAUUCACACUUUCUCUUUUUCCAUGUCUGCAAUGGCUUCCUCAGACACAGAACUUGAAGCAGCCAGUAGCAGUAGCCAAACCUCCUACCAACCCAUUCUGGAUACAAGCUCUCUACUGGUGGCAAGUGGUUACUGCAGUGGCUUUCUGAGCCCCAGUCUGAACAGUUCCAGUUACCAUGGCACUGCAAACAUUCUCCAGGCUUCAUCAUAUUCUGUGAAAAAAUGCUCAGGGCAAACACCUUCUUUCGUGGAAAUUUGGCAUGACCGUCUCCUGCACCACUGGCCUGUUCUUCCACCGAUCUCCCCACAAAGAGCAUGCUCGGAUACUACAUGUGAGGUCAGAUCUCAGACAUCCAAACUUAGCAAUGGUACACAAGAUGCAUUCAAUGAACUUGAAGGAAUUAAUCCACAAACAGGCUGCUCUUUGUCUCAGCACGAUGAAGGGGACUCCUCUGAGGAAGACUUAUCAGAUCUCUCAGAACUUUCUAAAAGGGCUGAGUCUUUGAACAUUGGAUGUGUAAGUGAAGAUGAAUCACUAGCUGAAAUCAGGCUUUCCUUGUUGGAUCACCAGAGUUGGGAAAAGACAGGCCAACAUGAAGGUAUUCAGAAUGAUGUGGAAGAAUGGUGCAAUGCCUCAGAAGACAUUUUGGAAUAUAAGAUGAAAAAUAUUGGAUCUGCAGCCCUAGAUGCCAAUGGCUUCCUGCUUCAUCUUGCACCUGCCUUCUUGAAAGAAAACAAGACAUCAGAUACUUAUUCAAAUAAUGGAAUAGCUGAUCAGCAGAGUAUCUACACAAUGACUGUUGGAAUGAAAUCACCAAAUACUCUGAGGAAUGAAGAAAAUUCUUUUUCUACUACUGAACUACAUCCAAAUACAGACUUGGAAAUAAAAUCAUCUAUAGCUGGAGCUUCUUUGGUUGAAGACUGUUGUUUGUUCCCCCAAUUAACAGGCUUGAAUGAAACUGAAUCCACGCUGGAGAGUAGGGACCCUCUCUCUGUUGGACACAUGAACAAGGCUCAGUUUGAUACAGUACUGAAAGAACCAGCUGAAGAGUCAAAUAAGGAUAUGGAUGGCUGUUGCACUGGAGAUAAGAGACCUGGAGAGUCCAGAACACCCAGUCAUGCAAAUAGAGGAAGACCUUCCAAACUGGACCAUACCAUUCUGCUGGGAAUGGACCAACAACGAAAAGCUGAGGGAAGACAAGCUCAAGCCUUAUACAUUUACUCAAAACUCCAGGAGACUCAAAUUCCUGCAUUCCGAGCACCUGAGACUAGGACUAUCUCCAACUUUGAAGAUUUCGACUUUUUGGCAAAAUACUGCAUCUUCAGCCAGGAGAAGUUGGCUAAGUACAAAAUGGCUUUUGAAGCGGUGGAUACUGAUGGAGAUGGAUACUUGAACUGCCUGCAAGUUUUGAUGGCUCUGAAAGAAACUGUCCCUUCAGAUGCACUAACUGAUGCUGAAGAACUUUAUGUAUAUAGGAUCUUAGAGAUUGUUGACUAUUAUGUAACAGAUGGCCUGACAGACCUCCGACUCUUCGCAGUGAUGGCUAGCUUGGCACAGAAAAUAACAGCACUGGACAAUUUUAUGAGAGCAUUGAUUGGCCUCAUGGAUUUUAAAGCCUUGGAACUGAAAAUGUACAAUGCUAGGGAGACUAUGUACAUUGAAGAAAACACAUAUAAAAAUGAUAUGAUCUCUUUGAUUUUCUUGCUGAAAGAAAAGGUUGGGGCGUUGGCUAAAGUUCUGCGCAUAUUUGAGGAAAAAAGUAUAAACCUGACCCAUAUUGAGUCCAGACCUUCCCGAGUCAACAAAGAUGAGUAUGAAUUCUUCAUAAACCUGGAUAGGAGGAAUACUCCUCUUCUCACGGAUAUCAUCAAGACUUUAAGAAACGAAAUGGGAGUGACUGUUCAUGAGCUUUCACGUAAAAAGAAGAAAGAUGCUGUGCCAUGGUUCCCGAGAACUAUCCAGGAGCUUGACAGAUUUGCCAAUCAGAUCCUAAGCUAUGGAGCUGAACUGGAUGCAGACCACCCUGGUUUCAAAGAUCCUGUUUACCGGGCCCGCAGAAAGGAGUUUGCUGACAUGGCCUACAACUACAGACACGGGCAGCCUAUUCCUAAAGUGACUUACACAGAGGAAGAAAAGAAAACGUGGGGCACAGUCUUCAGGGAGCUGAAGACUCUCUAUCCAACUCAUGCUUGCUAUGAACACAACCACGUGUUCCCGCUACUGGAAAAAUACUGUGGCUACCAGGAGGAUAAUAUUCCACAACUUGAAGAUGUUUCAAAAUUCUUGCAAACCUGCACUGGAUUCCGCUUACGCCCUGUCGCUGGCCUGCUGUCUUCUCGGGAUUUCCUGGCUGGUUUGGCAUUCAGAGUGUUUCACUCUACACAGUACAUCCGCCAUGGAUCUAAACCAAUGUACACACCAGAACCUGAUGUUUGCCAUGAGCUCCUAGGACAUGUACCUCUGUUUGCUGACAUUAGCUUUGCUCAGUUUUCCCAGGAAAUUGGACUUGCAUCCUUGGGAGCACCGGAUGAAUAUAUUGAGAAACUUGCUACGGUCUAUUGGUUUACGGUGGAAUUUGGACUCUGUAAAGAAGGUGAUACAAUAAAGGCCUAUGGUGCUGGGCUGCUGUCUUCAUUUGGCGAGUUGCAGUACUGUUUAUCAGAUAAGCCUGAAAUUCAAUCCCUUAACCUGGAGAAGACUGCAGUCCAGAAAUACCCCGUCACUGAGUUCCAGCCUGUUUACUAUGUUGCUGAAAGUUUUAAAAAUAGCAAAGGAAAAAGUAAGGAGAUUUGCUUCAUCAAUCCCUCGACCUUUCUCCAUUCGCUACGAUCCGUACACCCAGAGAAUUGAAGUCUUGGACAAUGCAAAGCAGUUGAAGAAUUUAGCUGAGUCCAUCAGCAGUGAGAUGGGAACUCUUUGCAGUGCCCUCAAGAAGAUAGAAUGAAGGUUUUCUCAGCGUCCUCUCUUCCAAGAGCUUCUGGCUGAAGUGACUAUAUGCAAAUGCCAAUAAUAUUCUAGCUAUUUCACAUUAUCACUCUAUUGAAUGUGUGAAUGUUUAAGAUAUAUAUGUAUACACACACACAUAUUACUUAAUUACUAUAGCUUAGCAACAAAAGAGGCUUCUGUGGGUGACUCUGUGCUCUCUUUGGUUGCAUAUCAUAAUUCUAUUUAAAAUUCACCCCAGCCCGGGUGACUAUCCACGGCCUGCACAUCUUUUCUGUCUGAAUCCUGGAGGCUGGCAAAAGAGGGAAUCCUUCUCCAUUCACCAGGCUGUGGAGUUACUGCAGCCCUGGUACUGCAUUGCCCCCAUGUCCCAGUGACAACGUGGCAAUGGCUAGCAGCAGAUUCACCCACCCUGCCACAUCCCUCCUACACUCCCAUCCCCCCCAGCCUGCAACCAUGCUGGGUUCCCCUGGAGAGCUAAGCUCUGUAUCCCUAGCUCGUACACAGACUCUACAUGUCCUCACAAACCCUGUCCCCUACAUAGCAAAUUUGCACCUCUUCCACCACACAUGGGGCACUCUGCACGGAGAAGAGGCCACGGUUUGCCACCUUAACAUGGGGCUUAAGUGGUACCUUGUGUGGGUCCUCUGCACUGGGAUGAAUUUUGCUGUAAAAGUUUUUGUUCUUCAAAAGUGACUUCAGAUUUAGUCAAAGAGUAGAUGCUCUGCUCUGUUACAAGUGGAGAAUGUGUUUUCAGUCUGUUUCUGACUCAUUAGUGAAGAUUUCUCCUCCAGUGUUAAAAUAUUGUGUUCACACCAUGUGCAAUGUGUUCCCACAGCUCAUAGUCCAGGGACUAAAUUUGCUAUGUCACAGAUUGGACAUUUGAACCAUCCUGAGCUAAGCAGAGCAAAUCAGUGUUUCCCAUUAACAAUUUUCCCAUACACAAGUUUCAACAUGUGAUGACAGGUUUCAGAGUGGUAGCCGUGUUAGUCUGUAUCAGCAAAAAGAACGAGGAGUCCUUGUGGCACCUUAGAGACUAACAAAUUUAUUUGAGCAUAAGCUUUCUGGGCUAAAACCCAAAUAAAUGUAUUAGUCUCUAACAUGUGAUGAGAGGUUCUAAAGCUGCUGUGGGCUUUACAAAACUGAUUUAAAAGUCCACAAAAUGUAAAACCUAUUAUUGCACCACUUUUAGAUUUACAUCUCGAAAAGCAAUGGAUCUUUCAUUCAAACGUUGUCCUUUAAGAGGAUACAAACUACAGUUGCCUCUAUUAUAUUUAUAGCGUAUACUAAUCUAAGGAUACAGGGCCGGCUCCAGGUUUUUUGCCGCCCCAAGCAAAAAAAAGAAAAAAAGCCGGAGUGCCGUCCCUUGACAAGUGCCGCCCCAAGCACAUACUUGGAAGGCUGGUGCCUAGAGCCGGCCCUGUAAGGAUACCAGCUGGGACCUUUUUGAAUAGAAGUAUAUUUAUACAAAAUGGCAUCAUUUUGGUGCUUUGAAGUAUCACUUUUUAUCACUGAGUCUUUUAUUGUGUGGUAAUGUCUGUGCAAACCUUUAAUCCCUGGCACUUAUUUCAAAAGUGAAAGAAGCCCAUGUUCCUUCCCUUCUAGUAUAGUGAUGCCGCUAAGGUGAUUGUGUUCACAAAAGGAUGAUUCCGCCACAAGUUUGAAGUCUUUCAAAAUAAUCUGCUGCUGGCUUUCAAAUCUUGUUGUGACUGCUGCUAUGAAUAACAGAAGAGCAGCAUCCAUGGUGCUGUUGGGAAUACAGGAUACAUGGUUUCCUUUAUACUUAAGUGGAAUUAUUAAACAACUUUCACAUUUUGGGUCUGAUUAUGUCUCAUUUACACAGGUGUAGUCUGGAGUGACUCCAGUUAAAUCAAUGGAAUUACAUUGGUGUCAAACUAGUGUUAAGUGAGGGGGGAGAACUGGCCCCCUCAGGAUUUUAGAAAUGGAUGAAACAAACUGCAACUAGAUUUUCUUACUAAAAAAAAUAAUCUUAUGCAUUUAUUUUUAAAUAUUUUAAGUUAGCUGCAUUUAGAAUACUAGUUUUAGUGGAUAGCUCAAGAAAGAAAUUAAAAUUUGUAAAAAAUCUUUUAAUUUCUCUUCUGUCUGGUAAACAUAUCAUUCUGCUUUGUAAACUAAAUGCAUGUAAAUGUUUAGUAAGCCAGUAUUAAAACAAAUAUUUACAAAUAUAGAGAGUACUUUUUAAGUGGUGUGUCAGACUAAAUAAAAAAACAACUCAAUAGUAUUUUGCACUUCUGCAGCAUCAUUCAUGCAAGAACAUCAAAAUGCUUUAAAACCAUUAACUAAGAAAUCUCAGAUCCGUGAAGUAUUACCUGUAUUUUACAGUCAGGGAAACUGAGGCAUGGAAGGUUAUUGGCAUGUCCAGGAUCUGCUAUCGAGCCUGAGAUAAAAAUUCUGGAUCGGCUCUGUCAAUUUAGGCUAAUAUAGUGUUCCCAUUAUAGUGCUAUCCAAGUAUUUAGGAUACUCAACUAUGACUAAACUUCUGACCACCAGUCCCAUGCUAUAACCUCUUUCUCCAUGCUUCUUCCUUCAGUGCUUCUUGUAGAAUAAGCUAAAAUAUCCAUGGUGCCUUCAUUCCUGACUAAGGUGAUCAAAAAGUUGUGGUGAGACCGCUUUUGCAGUAUCCAGUUGCCUCAGAUCUCCUUGACCCUUUUCAGCUUGGGUACCAACCUGGUUACGAAACAGAGCCCACCUUAGUUGCAUUGAUAGAAGAUCAGCUGUCCAUGCUGAUAUUAUUACAGUAGGUAGCUGCCUUUAAUAGAGUUGAUCAUGAUGGUGUUUGUUAUUGUAAAGAUGGGGAGGGAGACUUGAGAUUUUACCUUGCUUGUUGCUGAUGGUUUAAUCUUAAAGUAUACUGCUGCACUUAGCAUGUACUGUAUUUUUAAGUUAUGUCAAAGGUGUAUAGAUAGAAGACCUGGUUAGCAUUUAAAUUAAUCUAAAUGAAUAAUAGUCAUACCAUAUAAAUUCAUUAUCAAUAAAGCUGCAACAAUAAAUACAAUGUAAAAACCACUGUAUGAAAAGGAUUUCUGCUGAAAUGAGUUAGUUGCUUUUGGUUGAUUUGUUUGUUUUUCCUAAAAGUGCCUAUAGCUAAUAUGAUUGGAGUGGCUUUUCAUUCUUCUGUAUACCCCGUUUCUUCUAAGCUCCAUAAAGUAACACUAACAAUGAGUUAUAUGUGCACAUCAAGUAGUGACUAGAUGCCGUAUAUAGUGCAUUGUGAUAUUCUGUAUUUUGAAGCAUUUACUUUUCAUCUUCAGUAUGGGGGUUGGGAUGUAAUUAUACAUCUUUGAGUAGCGUCUCGUUAGCAGGUUUUUCUGUCUGCACAAAUGCACAGUUGAGCCAACACUUACUUUGGUGCCUCACUGCAUCCAAACCAUUUAACUUCCUUACCAUUUAUUUUCAUUAAAUUGCAUAUGUUCACUGUUACUUUUUAUGUCAACAGAUUAUCAUGUUCUUUGCAGAGCUAAAUAAAUACAGUGUUAAGUACAUAUUAAGUGUAUAUUUCAGCAGUAUUGGGCAAUGUACUGAUUGAAGCGCUGAUCCUUGUAUAUGUCCUAAAAGCAAUAGGUGAAAGUUUUUUGUUUUGUUUUGUUUUAUGCAAAUAAAAUUGCUAACAAUAACCCAUUAACCAGA